This is a messenger RNA of Protopterus annectens (West African lungfish), 2460 nucleotides long. RefSeq names its product zinc finger protein with KRAB and SCAN domains 8-like. NCBI's taxonomy places the organism in Eukaryota, Metazoa, Chordata, Ceratodontiformes, Protopteridae. The transcript has 7 exons. Bases 255 to 2132 code for a protein of 625 amino acids. Gene Ontology annotation, molecular function: zinc ion binding; RNA polymerase II cis-regulatory region sequence-specific DNA binding; DNA-binding transcription factor activity, RNA polymerase II-specific. Gene Ontology annotation, biological process: regulation of DNA-templated transcription. The record is from RefSeq and is a predicted model, not a curated record.
AGGGUAUUAGCUGGUUAAUACACUGACUUGUACCAGUUUAUUUGAAACCCCAGUAGUUUUUACUUGUGAACACCAACUCUGUAGGGUCUGCAGUGCCAGGAUUUGAUACAAACGUUCUUGUUCUGAAUAUGCACAGAAUGUUCCUAUCAAAAACUGCAGUUUGAAGUGAAAUUUAGCUGACAUGGUUCACGGAUCCCAGGGACUGAAACUACAGCAUAUCUAACAGGAAUCAGAUUGCAGGGAGAUAAAAAGAGAUGCAGAAUUUACACGCUACAAAAGGAAUAAGGGAGCAGUGCUGUGGGGAGCAUAGACUGAGAUUGGAGUUGUUUUGCCUUGAAGACGAAGCUUUUAUCUGCGUCCUGUGUGUUCCCAAGCAUUCCAACCACAGUUUUGUGUUUUUGUGUAAGACAGUCAGUGUGUAUAAGGACAAGCUAAAAUCAGCAUUACUAUCCCUGCAAUUCAAAGUCAAGGAUCUUAAAGAUUUUCAGAGCAACAGGACAAAGGAACUCCUGGACAUACAAGAAAAUACUUGCAUUUUGGAACAAUACAUUUUAAAACAGUUUGCAAAACUACACCAGUUUCUUCAUGACAAGAAACAAAACCUUAUUCAACAGCUUAAGAAUGAAGAGGCAGAAAUUCCAAAAGAGAUUGAAAAAAAUAUGGGAUGCGUAAAGAUUAAUGUUAUGGACACCCAUGUGGCAGGGUCUGAUGCCAUCUUGGAGCUCAGGAAUGAAGAGGUGGAGACUCUGACAGAGAUAGAAGCAACUUCUAAAGACGUUCAAAGCUAUGCCAUGGAACAUGCUUACAGUUUGGAACAAUAUAUUACAUUGCAGUUUUCAGAACUGCACCAGUUUCUCUAUGACAAGGAACACAAACUCAUUCAACAGUUUAAAAGUAAAGAUGCAAUAAUUCUGAAAGAUAUGGAAGAAACAGUUAAAUGCAUUGAAGUUAAUGUUAUGGACACACAAGUGGCAGCGUCUGAUGCCACGUUGGAGCUCAAAAAUGACAAAGUGGAGACUCUGACAGGAAUGAAAGUAAACUGUGAUAUUAAAAGUCAUGUUGUGAUAACACAUGAUGCAGAAGCUGAUGAAAAUAUGGAGGCCAGAAAGCAGGAAACAUUUGGCUUGCUAACAGUGCCGGAGACAUUUGAGGAUGUUGCUGUCAUUUUCACAGAAGAAGAAUGGAAGAUGUUAGGAAAGCAAGAUAAAGAGAUAUACACAGAAGUGAUGGUGCAGAACUAUGAAAGUCUUGUUUCAAUGGGAUACAGAAUCCCCUUAAGGAAAUUAUUAUUACUUCUUAAGGAAAGUGAUGAACUGUCAGAUGGUGAUUUGGAAGGGAAAGAUGCCACAGGACAUCAAGUUAAUAAUUGUGAUAAGUUCAACAGUGGGACUGUCCAGUUAUAUCACCCUACUGAGAACCUGCAACAGUGUGCUCAGUCGGAGGAAGAUUCUGACAAACUUCAUCUCACUCCUGUACCACAGCUUCAUGCAGGAUGUAACCGUAGCAAGAGCUUUGAAUAUGUUAAAACAUUUGGUGUGCAGCAAAGCCCAGGAAUGUAUCAGGGGAUACAUAAACAGUGGAAACCACACAAGUGUCCUGAAUGCAAUAAAUCCUUCAAAUUUCUCAGUAGUCUUCGACAGCAUUAUAUAAUUCACACAGAUGAGAAACCAUAUAAAUGUGCUGAAUGCAAUAAGUGUUUCAAACGAAAAGAUAAAUUAAAAUGUCAUCAGAAUUUUCACACAAGGGAGAAAACAUAUAAAUGUGCUGAAUGCAGUAAGGGUUUUUCACAGAGAUGUGAUAUGAUUCGCCAUCAAGCUGUUCACACAGUAGAGAAAAAAGAAAUAUGGACAUGGGAAAGAAAAAGAGAUCUGAUAUGGUGCAAUAUUUAUUCAGAGAAGAAAGCCAAACUAAUCAAUACAAAAAAUGCAGCUCCCAAGAUAUUUGAAGAGAAAUACAGGCAAAGACACCCAGAUAUGGCAAAUUUCACAAUGCACAAAAUAAGACUGCAAAGAUGGAAAGAAUAUAAAAAAAAUAAGUUUAGCGAGGCAGAAAUUAAACAAAUAGAAACAGAAGUGAUAGACCAUCUGCAAAGUGAAGGAUUUAGUGUGGAAACUCUGACACAGACAAUAUGAUGGGCUAAUGAGUGCCUAGAUGGAGGAGCAACAGGUGAAGGAGCAGGAUGAAUCUGAAUGCGGUAAUAAGAUUUGGCGCCUACUGCAGGAAACUUUCCACAAAAGCCUAGUCAGAAUGACGAGUGUGUCUGGCAUUGUGUUUGGCCUUAAGGGCUGUGACUGUUUGACACUCUGACUGUGUGGUCUAUGUGUUGCAUGAGUUAUCAAGUAGUUCUUAGGAUGGCUUGCUGGUUCGCACUUAAUAAGUAGUAUGUUUUUCCCCUAUUGUUAACCAGGUUGGUGCUUGCUUGGGAUAUGCAUUUAAAUAAUUUUUACUCAAGGCUAAAUU